AUGACAGCCUCAGUGUUGGACACAGUGGUGCACUUUCAAUCACAAGAAGAUCGUUUGAUUCCCGAUGAGCGCCCUGGGAUCGAUCUGAAGCCCGUCAUCAUCUCAUCGACUGUAACGCUUCUUUUCUGUUUGGCCACCGCUUAUUGGUUGUAUGUUUACGGGUUUUCAAUCGAUAUUUACACUCUUUUAAUGCUAUUCGCCUCAUUUUGUCUCCUAUCGACAAACGCUUUUAUUGCAAUUAAAGCGUAUGGACGAUUGAGGACACUCAAUGAAGCACAAUAUUCUGAGUUUUUGCAUAAAGCUUCAAUGAUCGCCACUCACGAGAAGAUUCCAGCGAAAUGGGCGGCGAGUCCGAUUUGGACUCGACCAAUUCAUCGAUUAUCAACGAUUGAAUCCGAUGAAACUGUU
Mesorhabditis belari is the source of this 408-nucleotide messenger RNA. NCBI's taxonomy places the organism in Eukaryota, Metazoa, Nematoda, Chromadorea, Rhabditida, Rhabditidae. The record is from the annotation of a GenBank genome assembly.